AUGGCCGACGCAGCCGAGGGAGCCCAAGGCGACUCCCACGUCACCUUCAAGGUGAAGACCUCGGGCGACAGACAGCAUACCAUUACCAUGGCCGAGUCUGCCACUGUCGCCGACCUCAAGGCGAAACUCGCCGGUGCCGAUUUCGAAGACAUCCCGCCCGAGCGCCAGCGCCUCAUCUACUCGGGCCGCGUCCUGAAGAACGAGGAACCCCUCAGCACCUACAAGAUCAAGCCUGGGAACACUGUCCACCUGGUCAAGAGCGCCGCCAGUAAUCCCGCCCCGGCCCCCUCCUCGUCCUCCACUUCAACCCCCGCCGCACCUCAGAUCCCCACCAACAUGGCUGCCGGCACCGCCAACAACCCUCUGGCCGGCCUGACUGGCGCGCGCUAUGCUGGCUUGACCAACUUGCCUUCGGCCGACAUGUUCGGUCCCGACGGGGGUAUGGUGGGGUCGAUGAUGGACGAAGAUCAACUGGCCAAUAUGCUCAACAAUCCCCACGUUGCCCAGCAGAUGAACGAAAUGAUGAACAACGACCAAUUCAUCGACAUGAUGAUUCAAUCUAACCCGAUGCUACGCAACAACCCUAAUGCCCGUGAGAUGGUUCGCUCACCAUUUUUCCGUCAGAUGAUGACCAACCCAGAUGCCCUUAGAAGUGCAGCUCGGAUACAACGCAUGAUCAGAGGUAAUAGCGGCGGCCAAGGCGCCUUCCCCAUGCCUGGCGUAACAGACACCACACCUGGCGCCGCGAACAAUAAUAAUAACAAUGCUACAAACAUGGGUGGCACAGAAGAGAGCCCGCAGGAAAUGCUCGCGACUCUGCAAUCCCAACUUAGUGCCCUCCAGAACCUCCAGUCUCUCCAGUCCCGUUCUCUAGCGCGAGAAAACACGGGCACUCAGGCGACCAACAACAACACUUCCACAAACAGCAAUGCUAGCGGCGCUUCGCCCACGCCAGGUGCGCAAGGUGCCUCAAGCCCACCACCUAACCCAUUCGCCAGCCUAUUCGGCGGCCUUGGCGGCAGCCUCGGCGCAGACCAGAAUGCUGCAAACAAUCCUCUCGGUCUGCCGCCUAUGAACCCGGAGAACCUGCAACAGAUGAUGCAGCUCCUAGGAAUGGGCGGCGGCGCAGGCUCGCCACCAGCUCCCCCAGACAACCGACCGCCCGAGGAGCGAUACGCAGAACAACUGCGUCAACUUAACGAAAUGGGCUUUUAUGAUUUCGAUCGGAACGUCGCAGCGCUGCGACGCAGUGGCGGCAGUGUACAGGGCGCCAUCGAGCACCUUCUAAGCUCGUAG
This is a messenger RNA of Xylaria bambusicola, 1296 nucleotides long. RefSeq lists its product as uncharacterized. Gene Ontology annotation, cellular component: cytosol. Bases 1 to 1296 code for a protein of 431 amino acids. Gene Ontology annotation, molecular function: polyubiquitin modification-dependent protein binding. The record is from RefSeq and is a predicted model, not a curated record. NCBI's taxonomy places the organism in Eukaryota, Fungi, Ascomycota, Sordariomycetes, Xylariales, Xylariaceae. The transcript has 2 exons. Gene Ontology annotation, biological process: ubiquitin-dependent protein catabolic process.